AUGGCCGAGGGAGGCCAAAUUAGCCGCUCUCCAUCACGGGGCCUGAUAUAUCACGUCGAAGGUAAACACUCUUGACUUGUUGUAUUGUUCUUCUAAUCUCCGGCAUUGUUUGUUUACCUUGUCAUUCCGUCUUUUUGAUACCUCCAUUUCGCUUAGUUUAACUUGUUCCAACUUCAUAAAAUGUUGGGCCUAGCUUUGGCGGCGUUGGUUACGGUGGCAGUGGAUGCCCAACGAUUACCUCAGCAACAGAGCCAGAUGAGACCCAUCCAAUGUUACUCUUGUCUGUCAGGAACCCUCUCUGAUCAAUCCCGAGCCAUGUUCGAACAGAACGGCCAUGGUUCUAAUGUGCCGGUCGAUGUUUGUGAUGAUCCUUUCAGAACUGUCGGUCAACAAAUGCAGCCUUGUAUGACUAGUUGUGUUAAGAGUGUCUCAGAAAACCAAUGUGAGUAAAACUGAGUACUGCCAUAAUCUUGUUUUAGUUACUCGGGUUGUGAUCCGGGGAUGUCUGACUGAUGUUGCGCAACAAUUGACUGGUCGAAGCCCAAACCUUCGAAUUGUAAGCGAUAUUUUUAUUCUUCGAAAUGUAUUAAAAGACUGCUAUGUAUGUAAAUGAAUUUACUUUCAGCCAGCCCCCGGUCAAUGUAUUGAAGAGAAUCUGGAAAAUGUGAACUUGGGAAUGGUCAAGACUCGGACUUGUCUCUGCGAUCAGAACGGGUGCAACGUCGCAGUUGGACUCAAAAUCUCCGGUUUUGUUAUGGGAUUGCUUUUAUUCUUUGUCGCCGUCAUUUACUGA
Molecule: messenger RNA, 793 nt
Organism: Bursaphelenchus xylophilus (pine wood nematode)
Lineage: Eukaryota; Metazoa; Nematoda; Chromadorea; Rhabditida; Aphelenchoididae
Source: the annotation of a GenBank genome assembly